AUGCCUGAUAAGACGCUUAACCAACGGCGAAACGCGCCGCAUAGCGGCGAGUGUGGUGAUGUUAAUUCCAUUGAAAGUAUAACCGAAGAUACGACAAGCGAGAAAAUUCCAAGCGGUGAUUUAGAUUGGGUCGAUUCAGCAUUACAGAGUCGUAACGACCGCGAAAUCUUAACCAAGUCAAAAACAAAGAAAAAGAAGAACAAACUCUCCAAAGGUAAAGGUCUCGACCAGUUGGAUGGUGUGCCGUCCGCCAACAAGGAGGAGAAUAAAAAUGAAACACCCGAAGAAGAUGAGAAAGUGGUCAAGUGUUUGUAUUAUACCCUGAUUUGUUGUGAUUGUUCGCUACAAUAG
Messenger RNA from Musca domestica (house fly), 351 nucleotides. RefSeq lists its product as uncharacterized. The record is from RefSeq and is a predicted model, not a curated record. Lineage: Eukaryota; Metazoa; Arthropoda; Insecta; Diptera; Muscidae. Bases 1 to 351 code for a protein of 116 amino acids. The transcript has 2 exons.